AUGAGUAUUGACACUUUUGAAGAAGCCAUGCACCCAGUUCUGAUCGAUAUUAGGCUCAAGUUUGCACGGAGGCGCGGCUGGGAAGGAACUAACACUCAAAGAGAGCAAGAAACUCGUUCGGUCGACUCGACUGGUGAGAAGACUCGUUCCUUCUACUCAUUCGCUGGUCGUGUCUGCGCCGUACAAGGCAGCAAAUGA
This is a messenger RNA of Alternaria burnsii, 198 nucleotides long. RefSeq lists its product as uncharacterized. The record is from RefSeq and is a predicted model, not a curated record. Bases 1 to 198 code for a protein of 65 amino acids. The transcript has a single exon. NCBI's taxonomy places the organism in Eukaryota, Fungi, Ascomycota, Dothideomycetes, Pleosporales, Pleosporaceae.